AUGCCAACUGUCUCCACUGUCAAUCGAACGGCACCACUCCUCCUCCUGUUGCUAUGGGCGAUCUGCCCCACCAUGGCAACCAACUGGCUCUCCCUGGCGAGGCUGCCGCGCUCCAGGCCUGUGUCGGGGGCUGCUCCGUGCGCGCGGCUCAGGGGGCUGACCCCGGGGCAGGUGGGAGUGUGCAGGGCAAGGGGGGAGGUCAUGGAGUCUGUGCGGAAAGCAGCCGAGAUGGUCAUAGAAGAGUGCCAGCACCAGUUCAGAAACCGUCGAUGGAACUGCUCCACGACUCCUCGAGGAAUCAAUGUGUUUGGAAGAGUAAUGAACCAAGGCACUCGUGAGGCGGCCUUCGUGCACGCGCUGUCCUCCGCUGCAGUGGCUGUGGCCGUGACGCGCGCCUGCACCCGGGGGGAGUUAGAGCGCUGCGGCUGCGACAGGAAGGUCAGGGGGGUCAGCCCAGAGGGGUUCCAGUGGUCCGGGUGCAGUGAUAACCUCUCCUAUGGAGUGGCGUUCUCCCAAACGUUUGUGGAUGAACCGGAGCGAGCCAAAGGGCUGUCCGCUGGCCGACCGCUCAUGAACCUACACAACAACGAGGCAGGAAGAAAGGCCAUCCUCCACAACAUGCAGGUGGAGUGUAAGUGUCACGGCGUCUCUGGCUCCUGCGAGCUCAGGACCUGCUGGAAGGUCAUGCCCCCGUUCAGGAGGGUGGGCGUCGUGCUUAAAGAGCGCUUUGACGGAGCAACUGAGGUUCGGCUCACUCGUAUUGGUUCGCGGCCGGCCUUGUUGCCUCGAGACCCCCAGGUUAAACCGCCUGCUGCCAGGGACCUGCUCUACCUGGCUCCCUCCCCAGACUUCUGUCACCUGGACCCAGACAACGGGAUUCCUGGGACCGCAGGCCGAAGGUGCAAUGGGACGUCCCGCUUGGCUCCGGACGGCUGCGAGCUGGUGUGCUGCGGGCCCGGGUACAGGGCGGGCCGGGCCGAGGUGGUACAGCGCUGCUCCUGCAAGUUCUCCUGGUGCUGCUCAGUGCGCUGUCAGCAAUGCAAAAACACUGUCACCAUUCACACGUGCAGAGUCUAAAGUCCUACAAAUAUCUGACACAUGUCCUACAAAAGGGAAAUGACUGAGGAAUUAACACGUAACAGACCAACAGACAGACACGAGAUGGUCCACGGGCUGUGUACGCUGCAAAAAAGAACGUGCAUUAGUUAAAAUGAUUUGAAUUCAGAAUAUUUAUCUUGAGAAUUGGCAGUUUCCAGAUUCUACAAUGAUAAUGUCAAACUUCUAGAAAACGGAGAUUGAUUUUAUUGUGCUUUGUAUCUGAUGAAUGGCAAAACUUCUCUCUAAAAACCAGACAGAAUUUAAUUUUCUUUUACAUAACCUACCGAGAUGACAGCGGGGUUACACAGACAUAUUCAUUUUGGCUUCCUCCAUCUGUAUUAAAUAUUAUUGGCCUACAAAGUAUUAUUAUGUCCCAGAUAUUAGUUGUAUUUCAUUCGUACUGACCAACAGUGGUUCAAGCUUGUAAUGUUUCUGAUUCUUUUACUACUGCCCUCUGGUGGUCUUCAGAGCCUCAUAGAACCCUGGUUAUUCCUGUAACUACUGAUUUAUCUAUUAUUUAUUUAGAUUAUUUGUUGAAAGUGAAGGCAUUUCCCUACUUUACAUAUAUAAUGUGGAGAAAAUUUGCAUUACUUUUGAUGCAAAUAGAUUUAAAUCAAUAUACAGGUAAAUAUCCUAAAAUAAUCUUGACAAACUAAUUAAAAACCUCGACUUAUAAGUUUCAUAAUUAAAUAAAUAUUCUGAAUUCAAGUGCUUUUGAGUUUUGAGUUUUGCAGUGUGCAUGUAAAUAAUCAGCAGAUGAUCGUUUUGGCUCAACUCUGAGCUUUUUCACGAAGAAAACAUAAAUAGUGAGACAAAUACAGACAUGCUCCGACAGGCAGGCUUGUAUCCACACACGGGGCUGGGUCAUAUCACAUCGCUCCACCACAGAGACCAUUUUCACUGAGCCGACAAAGCUUAAACAGCUGAACUUAACCACAACUAACAGAGAAUGUGUACAAUUUACAUCUAUGGUGUUUAAUUCAAAGUAGCAAAUGUUUGUACAUCAAGAGGUCAAAAUGUCUCAUCUUCAUUUGGGUUAUUUAUUUGUUUAAUGCCAUGUACCAGUGUAAUCUGAGCUUCACUGUAUUAACAUCAGAGUCUGUCUUGUGCUUUGUCCAUUAUUGUACAUUUUUGCACAUGCAUUUCCUGUAGAUCUGUUUGAUGCAUCUA
Boleophthalmus pectinirostris (great blue-spotted mudskipper) is the source of this 2268-nucleotide messenger RNA. It is a transcript of the gene wnt4b, whose product is annotated as wingless-type MMTV integration site family, member 4b. Gene Ontology annotation, cellular component: extracellular region. Bases 1 to 1077 code for a protein of 358 amino acids. The transcript is spliced from 8 exons. Gene Ontology annotation, molecular function: cytokine activity; frizzled binding. Gene Ontology annotation, biological process: canonical Wnt signaling pathway; cell fate commitment; multicellular organism development. The record is from RefSeq and is a predicted model, not a curated record. NCBI's taxonomy places the organism in Eukaryota, Metazoa, Chordata, Actinopteri, Gobiiformes, Gobiidae.